AUGUCGGAAUCUGAAGGAGAAGCCACUUUUGCUAGUGCAGAUGAAGGAGAUGGGGUAGACAAGGGAGAUAAUGGAGAUGGACCUGCAAAUAAAGAAGUUGAACCUCCAAAGGCAGACAACAAGAAAGAGAAAGAACAUGCAGAAACUGCUGGCAAUGCAGUGGCAAAAAAGGGAAAAGAAGAUGCAGUAGAGGGCAAGAAGGAAACACAGAAAGGACAAAGAAAACAGCAGCAGGCAGCUGGUAAAGGUAAAGGAAAUACUGCAGCAGCUCAGAAGGAGGUGAAAACAAAAGUGAGUCCCCCAGGGAUUGCAACAAAGAUAUCUCCUGGAGUCAAAAUCCCCAAGGCAGCAGGGAAAUCUCUAGAGGACGCAAAGCCUGAAAGGAAAGAUGAAAAGGCUGAAAGUGAUUCAAAACUAAAUGUUGCAAACAGACCAGAAACUACUCCAGAAGGAGCUGUUAGAGGUGAGAAGGAUGUAGAGAUACAGGUUGGCAAAACUGUGGAACCAGCAAGAUCUGCUUUGAAGGGUGGGCAAGAGGAAAGUUUCUCUGAGAAAAAGCAGGAGCAUGUAUCCAGUCCUCAAAGUCUGGGUGGAUCUGUGGCUUCUACAGGAGGACAGCAAGUCAGCAGUGUAGAGGCUGGAGAUGCUACAGGAGGACAGCAAGUUAGCAGUGUAAAGGCUGGAGCUGCUACAGGAGGACAGCAAGUUAGCAGUGUAAAGGCUGGAGCAGCUACAGGAGUGCAGCAAGAUGACAGUGUCCGAGCUGAAGACUUGCAGAAAAAAGAAGAGACAGAAGAUUCUGGUCCAGCAGUGCAGGACAUCCCUCGAGGCCAGCAGGAUCACACGCCACAGCAGGAAGAAGUCUUGAAGAAACUGGGAGAGUUUGCUGAAAAAGGUUCAGGGGCAGGGUGGGGCUGGAGCAACUGGGGCUCAUCACUGCUGACUGCAGCCACAAACUCUGUACAAACAUUUACGCACCAAGUCGGUGAUGGAUUCACCACUAUCCUGGAGACUGUGGAGUCAUCUCUGGGAGUUCCUGACCCAGAAGACGUCGCCAAAGCUCAGACUGUUACAGAACCACCAGAAGGCGACAGUGCAGUGGUCUCUCAACCAGAAGAUGGGAAGCAAGAAGAAAAGGUUAAGGUGGAUGAGAGCUCCAGCCAGACCAACCCCAAAACUGAUGCACUGGAGGAUGAAGAAGGACAGUCGGAUGAGAAAGCUGAUGAAAAUAUAGAACAGCCAAAGAAGGAAGGAGAUGGUUGGUUUUCUAGUUGGAAGAUGUCAGAGUUUGCCAAGAAGGUUCAAGACACGGGCAAAUCGUUGGCCUCCAAGGGUCACACACUGAUGGCAGAAGGGUUUGAUGCUGUGGAGAAUUUAGCAGCAGGAGGCAUCGAUGUCCUGGAGACUAUUGGCAAGAAAACCUAUAGUACGCUCUCGGAGCAUGAUCCUGCGUUCCGCAAGACCAGGGAGUUUCUGAGCCCCAAAGGAAACAAGCCAAACCUCUCCAGUGUCCUGCGGGAAGCCAAAGAGAAGUCAGAGUUUGAAGCCGAGCAGGAGAAGCAGAAUGAGGAGGCCAGGAAGGCUCACUUUGGGACUUUGUUCGAUGAUUACCAGGGAAUUGCUCAUCUGGAGGCCUUAGAGAUGCUGUCCAACCAGAGUGAAAAGAAAGUUCACUCCCUCCUCAACGUCCUGUCUUCAGCCGACCUGGCAGAGAUUAAACCCACCCUCCUUUCCAUAAAGGAGGCCUUUGAGAUCACUGAGGAGGAUGGUGAUGCAGUGACAGAACAAGACUUCUCCAGCCUGGUCAGCCAGUGCGUCUCCGAGCUUCAACUGGGCACUGCACCAGACAAGUUGAACAAGGUACAUGAGAUGGUGAAACAGUGGAUUGUGGACUGUGACUCCCACGAAACACAUGAGACAGACAGCCUUAAGGAAGUUCACCAGAAGAGCAUCCAGGCUCUGGCAGAACUGACAGCCAAGGGUGUGGAGCAGUUCCACAAGGCUGGAGAGCUGGUCCUGUUGGAGCGGGACAAGGAUAAGGACUGCACAGAAAGAGCCCAUAGUUUGGCCAGGCUAACUGGCGUCCUGUGCCAUGAAAUCGGCAACUUGGCCAGCAAAUUUGUAGAAAUUCUCAACAAAAUGGCUGGUCAAGCUGAACGCACAGAUGAGGUAACACCACUGGUAACAAAUGUUUACCUGGAGGCCACCAACAGCAGCACCUACAUCCAGGAUGCUUUCCAGCUUCUCCUGCCAGUUCUGCAGCAGGCAGCCCUGGAGCACUCCAUCCUACUGAGGCAGUCGUGA
Molecule: messenger RNA, 2304 nt
Organism: Candidula unifasciata
Lineage: Eukaryota; Metazoa; Mollusca; Gastropoda; Stylommatophora; Geomitridae
Source: the annotation of a GenBank genome assembly